CCCUCUUCUCAGUUUGCAUUGCGUCCCAGUUGAAGUCGGUUGUAGCGUCCUUUCGUCCCAACGUUCGUGAAUUAUCCCGAAAGUUUUUUUUCGCCCAAUCUCUCAUUCUCUCCCCGUUUCUCCCCUAAUUCUCGUGCCUUUGAUGGUCACCGAACAACGACCCUGGUGGUCUUCGAUAAUUUGAUUUCACAAAAGUGGUGCAGGUGCUACGGAUAAUAGUUAUUAUUUUAUAGUUCUCUCCGAAUUUUUGCAACGGUGAACAUCACUACAAAAUAAACAACAUGCGGACCCUCAGGAUUGCGGCUAUUUUGGCGUUAGUUUUCUCCACACAUGUUAUCUGUCGGCCGCAGAAUGCGGACGCUACAGAUGACGAUUACCCGGGAGAUGCCAAUAGGGAGUACGACGAUCCUGAAGAUCCUGACGAGCAAGACACUGGAGCAGGGACACCCUCAGGACCUCAAGCCAUUCUGACGAAACCCCAGCAUUUCAAGGCCUCCGUAGGAGACACUGUCGAAUUGCCAUGUGUCGUCAGUAAUAGAGACAGCGACGUGAUACAGUGGUCAAAAGGCAGCGAAACCCUGUACUUCGGUAGAACAGCGACGACAUCAGAUCCCGAGAGAAUUUUCCUCACGCUGCAGAACUCUCUGAUCAUAAAAGAACUUAAAGAAUUCGACACAUCGACUGAGUGGACCUGCAGGGUUCUCGCCAGCCCUCCGUUGGAGAUUCGUCACAGCAUUGAAGUGGUGAACGAGCCCACCCAGCUCAACGAUCACCGGUCCCUGGUGGUGUGGCCAGAAAAGAAAAUCGUCGUCAAUGAGGGAGUGAAUGUCACGUUCGGCUGUGAGAGUCAUAGCAAAACGAAACCCGAAAUCAUCUGGUCACUCAAGGGAAAGUCAAUUCAUGAUGUUCAGGGCGCACGAACGCAGAACAAUUAUGUAUUCAUUGACCAUGCAACGAGGCAUCACGCUGGAGUAUAUCAAUGUCUUGCGGAGGAUCGAUCGGCUAGUCCACAGCACGAGGCUAUUGAAGUCGUCGUGAAUUAUUCACCGUUCAUUGAAGAGGAGCACCGAACCGUCCAUACGGGUCUUGGCAUGGUGUCCGAAAUAAGUUGUGAAGUUGAUGCUCAUCCCCAUGGCCAUCUCAAGUGGUUGAAGAACGGAAUUAUUGUGCCCAAGAUCGGAACAACACACAAGCACGAGCCAACGUCCACUGGGAAAAGCCUGCAUAAACUCAUCAUUGAACACACCCACAAGGAGGACCUUGGCACUUACGUAUGCCGAGCUGUCAACGAAUUGGGCGAAGCCACCAAGCAAGUCACUCUCAGUGGUACUCCAGCCAAGCCUGUACUGAAUCACGGGGAAGAUCGCCAGAACCAGAAGGCCCACAUGGUCAGGUGGCGCGUGCAAAGUUUCUCACCCAUUACUGAAUACGAGCUCCAAUACCGAAUGAAGGGUGAAAAUCAGUGGAUCAAGAUGAAACCCCAGGUGAAAGACGGACAGGAGAACAAUUUCUUCGUUGAAAAUAAUUUCGAGAACCUCCUGCCAGGUGUCUACCAAGUGACCCUCACCGCUAAGAACGAUUUUGGCUGGUCACCGCAGUCAUCUGUGCACGAAUUCAGGAAAGAAAUCGUGGCGGAUGUACCUCAGAACGUGAAAGGUGCAGCAGGAGGUUCCUCGACGACACGGCCGCUCGCGGCACUAACAGCUCUCCUCCUAGUCGUUUCAACUCGUGUAUUUACGUGUCUUUAAUUAACUCACCACUCCACACUACAUAGGUAAUUUGCUGCAGCCAAAGCGUACACCAGCAAACUUUCAUGGUGGGACUAAGAACGAGUGUUGCCUAGGGGAGUGCCUUUACCCACACGAUUAUUUGCGUACGAAGAAGAAAAUAAGCCUUGAUACACCGUUGAAUUUCCUUAGCCUUCCAUCCACCAGUCUUCCGGAUAAUUUAGAGGUGUGUCUCCAUUUCACGACAAUUUAAUUCAUCGCAGCAAUUGCCGAUUCGUUGAAUUAUUUCGUGGGAAAGUCACUGAUACUGGGAAUGUACAUAAGAUAUUUUAAUCAAUUUGAAUAUAUAUUGAACAACAGAUUAUCAAAUGUGAGACAAAUUUUAAACUGUUCUACAACAAAAUUUAGCAGUGAAAUUGAUCGAUUUCCGUGAGAAUUUUACCAGCAGAAAUUUUUCUUCUCUAUCUAAAAACUAUUUUUACAAUUGAGAAUUUUAAUCCGUCGAUAAUGUGAUAAAUGAACCCCAGAAAAUCAACUGCAGCGUUUGAGGAAAUUUAUCGGUGCCUUGGAUACCGCAGAGGCCUAUUAAUGAAAGUAAAGAAUCCGUCUAUUCCCUCUCCUAGGUGUGCCAUUAUGUGCUAGAGAGUAUAAAGCAUUUCUUUUUAAUUUCACUCUAUGAAGUACGGAAAUAGUGUAAGGAGAUACAUAUACUUCAAGAAAAAAAGUUAUAUUUAUAUACCUGUAUAACAUAGUAUUCGUUGUACAUGAAUAAGUCGAGAGAUACACGAUCGUUAUUAUUAUAA
Molecule: messenger RNA, 2530 nt
Organism: Diachasmimorpha longicaudata
Lineage: Eukaryota; Metazoa; Arthropoda; Insecta; Hymenoptera; Braconidae
Product: neurotrimin-like
Exons: 9
Coding region: 282-1748 (488 amino acids)
Biological process (GO): synapse organization; homophilic cell-cell adhesion
Cellular component (GO): neuronal cell body; axon; plasma membrane
Molecular function (GO): protein binding; axon guidance receptor activity
Source: RefSeq, a predicted model, not a curated record